GGCUAAACGCACCGAGUUCCUCCUACUCAUCGAUGAACGCCAAUCUGCCUUAAACCCCAGUCUACACCAUACGACUGAUGCGACUGUCGCUCACUGACCAUCGCAUCUAUCGUGCUCUUUAAAUUCGCAAGUUGAGAUUACAACAGAUCUAUUGAAUCUGUUUCACAAGAUGGCCGCCUCCACGCCAGAAAUUAUUCUCUACGACUUAGGCAGUACUGAGGGUAUCUGCUUCUCUCCUGCUGUUUGGCGGGUUCGCCUUCUGCUCAAUUACAAGAAAAUCCCUUACAGUACCACAUUUCUCGAAUUCCCAGAUAUUGAGCCUACAUUGCGACCAUUCGGCUUGGUUCCCGAUGCAUCCACGUCAGGAACCAAAUACACAGUCCCUGCUAUUCACCACCUGCCAAGCAACACGUACCUGAUGGAAUCAGAUCACAUCGCUGAGUUCCUUGCGUCCAACUAUCCGAGUCCCCCAUUGUCCCUCACGUCUGAUUUGGGGAAAGAGAUUAAGACUAAGGCGCGAGCUGCCACGGCGAAAGCCAUCAGCUGCUCAAUCAUGCCGCGCGAGAUACAAAUUCUGUCCCCACGUGCGCAGGAAUACUUCCGGCGCACCCGUGAGGCUGUACUUGGCCAUCCACUCGAGGAUCUGCUCGAUCCGAAGAGGGAGGAAAAGGCCUGGAGCGGGGUCAGUAACGGCAUGCGCGCCAUUGAAGAAUUGUUGAAAACGAACGAAGCCGAUGGGCCCUUUAUACUAGGCGCCAGGCCGAGCUACGAUGACUUCUUUAUUGCCGGGGCCCUCCAGUCUACGAGGGUGGUAGACGGGAAUACGUUCCAGAGAUUGACCAACUACCCCGGUUUCAAGAGGAUCUAUGAAGCAUGUUCACCAUAUCUUGAAAGGAAGGAUUAAAUUUACCCACAAGUAAUAAUCUGAUAAUAAAUCUUUGCCUUGGCCACGAUAUGAUAUUCUUGGCGACCCGACUCUAACGGAAACGUCAUCAUUGUGACCGAUCGACUGUCGGAUUAUGAAGGCUCAGGGUCUAUUUAUCAUAUAGUGUUUUGCUCAUUGUCCCUUCGACUAUGUGUAGGCUGUAUUUAUAAACC
Truncatella angustata is the source of this 1098-nucleotide messenger RNA. RefSeq lists its product as uncharacterized. Lineage: Eukaryota; Fungi; Ascomycota; Sordariomycetes; Amphisphaeriales; Sporocadaceae. The record is from RefSeq and is a predicted model, not a curated record. The transcript is spliced from 3 exons. Bases 170 to 904 code for a protein of 244 amino acids.